AUGUUUCUCGCUAUCUUGUACUUCGCUUUGCCCUUAGUGGAUGUACUUUUGUCCGCAGAAGUGAGUGGGCUGCCUGGAGGGGACCGCCUUGACUGUGUGAAAGCCAGCGAUCAGUGUCUCAAGGAGCAGAGCUGUAGUACUAAGUACAGGACACUGAGGCAGUGUGUAGCCGGCAAAGAGAGCAACUUCAGCCGGGCGACAGGCCUGGAGGCGAAGGACGAAUGCAAAAGCGCCAUGGAAGCUCUCAAGCAGAAAUCUCUGUACAACUGCCGCUGUAAGAGGGGCAUGAAGAAGGAGAAAAACUGCCUGCGCAUUUACUGGAGCAUGUACCAGAGCUUACAGGGAAAUGACUUGCUUGAAGAUUCCCCUUAUGAGCCAGUUAACAGCAGACUAUCAGACAUAUUCAGGCUAGCACCAAUUGUAUCAGUGGAGCCAGUACUUUCAAAGGGGAACAAUUGCUUGGAUGCAGCAAAAGCUUGUAACCUAAAUGAUACCUGCAAGAGGUUCAGAUCUGCUUACAUAACCCCCUGCACCAGCAGCACGUCUAAUGAAAUCUGUAACAAGCGGAAGUGUCAUAAGGCCCUCCGGCUAUUUUUUGACAAAGUUCCCCCAAAGCACAGCUACGGGAUGCUCUUCUGCUCCUGUCGAGACGUAGCCUGUACAGAAAGGAGGCGGCAGACUAUUGUUCCUGUGUGUUCAUAUGAGGACAGGGAGAAACCAAACUGCCUGAAUUUACAAGAAUCCUGCAAGAAGAAUUACAUCUGCAGAUCUCGCCUUGCAGAUUUCUUCACAAACUGCCAGCCUGAGUCACGGUCUGUUAGUAGCUGUCUGAAGGAGAACUAUGCUGACUGCCUCCUCGCUUACUCGGGGCUUAUUGGCACAGUGAUGACACCAAACUACAUAGACUCAAAUAGUCUCAGCGUUGCCCCGUGGUGUGACUGCAGCAACAGCGGUAACGACAUAGAUGAAUGCAUGAAAUUUCUGAAUUUCUUCCAGGACAAUACAUGCCUUAAAAAUGCAAUUCAGGCCUUCGGCAAUGGUACUGAUGUGAAUGUGUGGCAGCCAAUUUUACCAGUACAGACCACUACAGCCACAACUACAACAGCUUCCAGACUUAAAAACACAGGUUCAGAGACCACCAACAAUGAAAUACCCACCCACAACGAUUCACCAGCAUGUGCAAACCUGCAGGCACAGAAGAAGCGGAAAUCCAAUGAAUCUGUAGAUACAGAGCUCUGUCUUAAUGAGAAUGCUAUUGGGAAAGACAACACAGCAGGAGUCUCCACCAGUCACAUAUCUUCGGAGAAUUCGCUCGCUCUUCCUAGAAGCUUCUAUCUAAGCACACCGCUCACUCUGAUGACACUUGCACUCUCACUCUGUCUGUUCCUAAGCUCAUCAGUCGUCUUGUAGCUGCGUUACAAAAGGACGUGUAAAAAAAAAAAAAUUCUGUUUCCUGUCCUCUGUUGUUUAUCUGGAAUUCCAGGUCUGGGAGCUAAGCUGAGGCACUCCUGCUAGAACAGUUUCAGUCAGCUGGAAUUUUUUUUUUUUCUCUCUAAAAAAGCUUCUUGUGAUAUUUAGAGGCUUUGUGAAAUACUUGGUGCAGUGCUACAUUCCAAACCCAAAAGGCUUUUGGGCAUGCAGUGUUUUAAAGAGACAGAGUGUAAAUUUGCCUGUAAAGCGACCUGGUUGGAUUAUUUUAAUAAUGAUUAUUUUGAUUCUGGCUUUUACCUGAGAAGGAGGAUGGCAGUUUUCUUAAGAUCCUAUUUAUCUCAUUGAAUGGUUUUGGUUUUCAAAUUGAUUGAACUUCAGACUAUCGAGGAUGCCAGGCUUUUGUCUAACGGUGAAUGUUCUCCCAGAGAGUGGACUUCAUGAAACUUCUUCAUUUGAUAAAUUGUUACUGAUGUUAAACUCUUUCAGUGUAUUAGCAUUUUCCUCCUUAAAUGUUUAUGUACUGUAAGUGGUUCUGCAUUCCCUGCUGAGAAGCCAUUAUAAUUCACAUACAGGUGUAAUGUACGUAUUUCAGUUAAAUUCUCAUAGAGUGUGGCAUAGAACUUUCUAACAGUACAUUUAUCUUUUAAUUAUAAUAAUCUAGCCUUAACAAGGGUGAAGAUUCUUUAAAUUAACAAGCAGCAGCCGCCAUUGUGAAAGCUUGAGAAAGACAUGUUUCUUUAAAUUUGAGGGUAAGCA
This is a messenger RNA of Nipponia nippon (crested ibis), 2187 nucleotides long. It is a transcript of the gene GFRA1, whose product is annotated as GDNF family receptor alpha 1. Gene Ontology annotation, molecular function: signaling receptor activity. Lineage: Eukaryota; Metazoa; Chordata; Aves; Pelecaniformes; Threskiornithidae. Gene Ontology annotation, cellular component: signaling receptor complex; external side of plasma membrane. The record is from RefSeq and is a predicted model, not a curated record. Gene Ontology annotation, biological process: nervous system development.